CUCUUCUUUGCACUCUCCAGUGGGAUGGACCAGAUCAGAAACUGUGAAAGUGUGUGCAGCAGCAAGGUGAGGAUUGGUCAUUCUCUGAAUGAAGCUGAGAGUCAACAUGUGAUCAGACGGAGAGAGACUGUUCUACAGUGCCUGAAGCAGCAUGGUAUAUCCUGCAGUGAGGCUGAGGUGCCUAACAUCGCAGUGCUGGGCUCUGGUGGUGGUUUGAGAGCUAUGGUUGCUCUGCUGGGGUCACUGAGUCAGCUGAAAGAAGUUGGACUUCUCGACUGCAUCAUGUACCUGAGUGGAGUUUCAGGAUCUACCUGGUGCAUGACAUCACUAUACAAAGAACCAGACUGGUCUACCAAACUGGAGACUGUGAAAGAGAGCAUUGUCCAGAGGCUUGCUCAUGGCAGUGUCAGUUGCCAGGACAAGUGUCACAAAUUGAGGAAAUAUAUGGAAAAACCCAACUUCAGCCUGACAGAUGUGUGGGCAGUGCUGGUUGUGUCUAGCUCAGUGAAAGAGAUCGAUGAACACAAACUCACAGAGCAGAGGGGCAAAUACACCAAUGACCCGUAUCCCAUUUACACUGUGAUUGACAAACAUUGUAAACAUAAAAGACUGUUUAAAGAUGUGUGGUUUGAGAUCACUCCAGAUGAGUCAGGUUAUUCUCUCGAUGGAGCCUUUGUGGAUUCCUCCUGUUUGGGAAGUCAGUUUGAGAAAGGAAAGAAGAUUAAAGACCAGCCUGAGAUGGACAUGCUGUACCUACAAGGUCUGUGUGGCAGUGCAUUGGCUGAAAGGGAUGAGAUUGCUAAGAAGAUCUUUGGGAUGCUAUUCAAUCUGAUAAAAUAUAUGGAAGAAAGCUGCACAUCAGAUGCAUCAGACGUGCAGAAUGGUUGGCAGGUGCUCUCAGCACUUCUGCAUUUGAACCUCUGUGCCUUGACAGAUGAGGAUCCUUCAGUUCACUGCAAAACCAUAAAUUACCUACUAAACGAUAAAUAUGAUGAAAUUGGACAGAUGACUCUUCCCAUAAAUCUGAUGACAUCAGAAGGGACGAUCUCCACGACAGAGUUAAGGGAUUACACCCUCCGUGUAUGCAGUUCUUUCUGUGACUUAUUUGGAAAUAAUGAUGUUAUUAAAUGGAUAGAGAUAGUGGUAUGCUGGACCUGGGGAACAACAUACAACUUUCUCAACAACAUGACAGUGGAAGAAGUUGACCCCAGUAUCCUUAGAUCGAAGACAAGAGAAUAUGAGGAUGCUGGACUGUUACUCAACUCACCCUAUUUCUCAGUGCUGAGACAAGAGCGACACAUUGACCUCAUCAUUUCCCUUGACUUCAGUCUGGAUGAUGAUCCUCUUGAGACGGUGAAGAAAGCGGCUAAGAUGUGUAAAGAGCUACACAUUCCUUUCCCUGAAGUGGAUAAAAGUCAUCUGGAAAAAUCAGAGGACUUCUAUGUGUUCAGGGGUUCCAGCAAAGUUCCAACUGUGAUUCACAUACCUCUUUUCAAUGCUGUUAACUGCAAAGGUGAAAUUGAGAAGUGGAAACACCAUUACUGCACUUCCAAACUGCACUACAGUUACAGUGAGAUCACAGAUCUUCUGGGGAAAGCUGGAUUGAACAUCAAAAACAACAAGGAGAAACUGCUCAAGGAGAUUGAAAAUGUCAUCGAGGAGAAGAAAACUUCCAAGCUUGGAAAAAUAUGAUGUCUUCUCCACAGUCGAAGAAAAACACAGCUUUUUCAAGCAUUUCAAGAGAAAGUGUUUCUUGGUUUAACAAUAUUCUUCAGGAAUACUUUAUAAUGAUAGUUUAUAAUGAUGUUUAUACUUUAUAAUGAUGUUCAAAAGACAGUAUUUAAUUCAUGAGACAUUUAUAACCCAUUACAUCUUAAAUUACUAAUCAUGAACAAAUCAGAAAUUCAGUAGCUUUGCUGUUAUUUUACCACACUGACAGUCUAUAUAUGUAUAAAGGACAUGUAGCUUUAAGUUUAGACUUUCUUAAGUAGAAAUCAUCCUCAAAAAAUAAAACAAAUAUGAACUUCUACAUGG
Molecule: messenger RNA, 2034 nt
Organism: Colossoma macropomum (tambaqui)
Lineage: Eukaryota; Metazoa; Chordata; Actinopteri; Characiformes; Serrasalmidae
Product: cytosolic phospholipase A2 gamma-like
Exons: 14
Coding region: 25-1692 (555 amino acids)
Biological process (GO): glycerophospholipid catabolic process
Cellular component (GO): nuclear envelope; nucleoplasm; cytosol
Molecular function (GO): calcium-dependent phospholipid binding; calcium ion binding
Source: RefSeq, a predicted model, not a curated record